AUGCCUCGUGGUCACGAGAGUAAGCUCCGUGCCCGUGAGAAACGCCGCCAGGCUCGAGGCGAAUGCCAAGGUCUCGGGGCUGCUGAAGCGGUUGCAGCAGGGGGAGAAGAGGCCCCAUCCUGCUCCUCUGUUGUUAUUGAGGGCGCUUCCCAGAGCGCCCCUGCUGCAGGCAUUCCUCCGAAGGCUGGGAGAGCCCGAGCCACCCGCUCUUCUGCCUCAGCUGUUUCAGGCACCCGUGCUGAGAGAGGUGCCAGGGGCCAAGAGGGGGAAUGUCCAAGCUCCUCCGGCGGCCCAAGCUCAAGGGAAGUUCCCCAGGCCACGAGUAUGGGCAAGUUGGUGCAGUUUCUGCUGCAAAAGUAUAGAAUGAAAGAGCCCAUUAUGAAGGCAGAGAUGCUGAAGAUUGUCACCAAAAAGUAUAGGAAGCACUUCCCCGAGAUCCUCCAGAAAGCCACUUUGCGCAUGGAGCUGGUGUUCGGCCUUUACCUGAAGGAAGUCGGCACCAGAGGUCGCUCCUAUGAGCUAGUCAGCAAGCUCGACCUUUCCAGCGAUAGUGGCCUGAGCGAAGACGGCUUCCCCAAGAACGGGAUCCUGAUGCCUCUUCUGAGCGUGAUCUUUAUGAAGGGUGACCUUGCCCCUGAGGAGGAGAUGUGGGAGUUCCUGAAUGUGUUGGGGCUGUAUGAUGGGCGGGAGCACUUCAUCUUUGGGGAGCCUAGGAAGCUCAUCACCAAAGAUUUGGUGCAGGAGAAGUAUCUGGAGUACCGAGUGGUGCCCAACAGCGAUCCUCCCUGCUAUGAGUUCCUGUGGGGUUCUAAGGCCCAUGCUGAAACCAGCAUGAGGAAGGUCCUAGAGUUUAUGGCCGAUAUCAUUGAAACUCGUCCCAGUACCUUCCGGUCCUGGUAUGAGGAGGGUUGGGAAGUUGAGGAAGAGCGAUCCCAAACCGGAGUUGCAGCCAGGGCUGGCGCCACUGCCCAGGCCAGCGCCCCCUGCAGGGGCCAAAUCUGGGAGUUCACCCCAGCCUUAGAGAAGUCUGAAAUAGCCUUCAUUUUGAAGCUAAAAAGGGCUGUCAGGUUACUAGCUACUACGGUGUGA
Lemur catta (Ring-tailed lemur) is the source of this 1089-nucleotide messenger RNA. Its product is annotated as melanoma-associated antigen B17-like. NCBI's taxonomy places the organism in Eukaryota, Metazoa, Chordata, Mammalia, Primates, Lemuridae. Gene Ontology annotation, biological process: negative regulation of transcription by RNA polymerase II. The coding region runs from base 1 to 1089 and encodes 362 amino acids. The record is from RefSeq and is a predicted model, not a curated record. Gene Ontology annotation, cellular component: nucleus. The transcript has a single exon.